Messenger RNA from Drosophila obscura, 3330 nucleotides. It is a transcript of the gene Wdr59, whose product is annotated as GATOR complex protein Wdr59. The record is from RefSeq and is a predicted model, not a curated record. The transcript has 6 exons. The coding region runs from base 121 to 3069 and encodes 982 amino acids. Lineage: Eukaryota; Metazoa; Arthropoda; Insecta; Diptera; Drosophilidae. Gene Ontology annotation, molecular function: protein binding.
UUAUCGAUAAACCUUAUCAGUUCCGUUUCGUUUUAUUUUUAUUUGUUUGUUGCUCAAAUGGACUAAUUUUUGUCAAUCCUGUUCUUGGUUACACAUCCCCACCUACAUCCCACGGUAAAGAUGCCACCAACGGAGACUUUGCGCUCGGGCGAGCGUGCAGGCGGUGCUGGUGCUGGUGGUGGAGGCACAGGAAUUGGUGGCGCAGGCAGUGCCGCCUCCGAACAGACAUACAUCAUAAAGCAGAGCAACAAAUACUAUGAGCAUCGCGAUUCUCAAGCCACGGCCAUGUCCGUGGACUAUUCCGGCCAGUGGGUGCUGCUGGCGGGGCGUGGCCAUCUGGCCUUGCAGCGCCUCGGCCAAGACGAUGGCACCCUGCGACGUCACGAGCGUCAGUCCAAGUACGAGGUAUCUGUGGCGGAGUUUGCCAUAUGCCCCAGCCGUAAAGAGUACUGCGCAAUAGCCACGAGCCAACAUAUUGACAUUGUGCGCUGGGGUCCUGCGGAGCCCUACUAUGAGAGUUCGCUGCGUGGACACACACGCACGGUGACCGACAUUGAUUGGCAUGGCAAGGAUCCCAAUUUGCUGGUCAGCUGCUCCAUUGACACCUUCUCACACAUUUGGGAUCUGCGUGAGAGCCGGAAGCCCGCACUGUCCCUGAAUGCCGUCUGCAUGUCUGGUGCCACCCAGGUGGGCUUCAAUCGUGUGUCGGGCAAUCUGCUGGCUGCCGCCCACGAUGGAGAUCUACGGAUUUGGGACAUACGCAAGGGUAGCUGUCCCACGCAUUACAUUACAGCGCAUUUGAAUCGUGUGCACGGCAUCAACUGGAGUCAUCGCCGAGAGACGUGCUUGGCCACUGCCAGCCAGGACGGCACAGUCAAGUAUUUUGAUGUCUGCAAUCCCCGCAGAGCCGAGAAGAUCAUUACCACCAUGUCGCCGGUGUGGAGAGCACGCUAUACGCCCAUUGGCAAUGGUCUGGUUAGCAUUGUGGUGCCACAUUUGGGUCGCGGUGAGAACAGCCUAUUGCUGUGGAGCAACAGCAAGCAAACGGAUCCCAUUUGCUCGUUUGUGGGUCACACGGAUGUCAUUCUGGACUUUGCCUGGCGUCCCAAUCGCGAGAAUUUCACCGAAAUUGAGCUGGUUACCUGGUCCAGAGAUCGCACAUUGAGAGUGUGGAAAAUCGAUGACAAUAUGUUGAAGCUCUGCGAGCCAUCCGCCGACGAAGAGGAGCCACGCUAUGAGCCCGAUCUGAGUGAACUGCGGGUGCCCACACCGCCAGAGUUUUUGCAUCCACGUUCGGUGAUGGCCGCCGGCUCGCUGCCCAUUUCAACGGGCGAUGGGGCAUGCAAUACGCUGCCCAUGGCACGCUCGCCCAGCUUUGGGGGUGGCUACUGUCGCCGUGAGGAGCCGCAUAUAGCCCGAUCGCUGACAGAUCAACCCACUUGCUCGCUGCAUCAUGAGUUCUCGCUGCUGAACACGAACAUGCCGCAUGUGGAGGUGGAUAUGUUGGAUGCCAUCAAGCGGUACGCUUGCUUCAAGAUCUGUGCGGGUGGGCACACGGUCAUCCUGCAGGUGACCUUCGCCACAUCCUAUCCCAGUCCCAGUGUGCCGCCAGUGUUUCAGCUGUGCCAGGGCACCACGCUGUCCAGCGAGGUUAGUGCGAUACUCCUCAAAAUUCUGCGCUGCAAUGCCCUGCAGAGAGUGAAGAAAUCGCGCACUUGCCUGGAGCAAUGUCUGCGUGCCCUGGUGGCGGCCAUGAAAAAGAAGGUGGCUGCUGUCGGCGGCGUGGGCGAGGAUCGAAGUCAACUGCUGCUGCAGAGCCCAAGAUUGGAGGGCGCACUGUCGAGUGCCCUGCACGAUGCUUGCAUUCCCUUUCCACGCACUUCGGGCGUCCAUUUCAAUGCCAUUGGCAUGCUGACCACAUUUGCCCAGCCGGUGAACAACAAGCGGCUGACCCUGCGACAGCAUCAGUCGAUGACACCACGGACUCUGUCGGCCAUCAACGGCAGCGGGCUGCUGGGUAAUGUAAUGGGCACAACCCAAAGGGAUGCGAACGCCUCAUUUUAUCUGCAGGAGCGGAUGAUUGCAGGCAAACAGGCUGGCAAACAGCGGGCCAUUCGACAGAUGAAUGGCAGUCCGGUGGUGCAUGUGUACGAUGCCAGCAGUCUGCUUCAUGUCAGCCGCAACAUGGCCAAGGAAUUCUCUCUGGACAAGCACAACAUAGCGGAGACGUGUCGGCGCAAUGGCGAGAUAUGUCGCAAGCAUGGACGCAUGGACCUGUUGCCCGUCUGGCUGCUGGCCGAAUUGAUAGCCACUCCGCAUGUGCCGCACGAGUCGAUGAAUGAGCUGCUGUUCUACAAGGACCCGUUCAAGAAAUCCCUGCUGGAAUCCCUGAUCAUGCACUAUGCCAGCUCGGGGGAUAUACAGACGGCCGUGCUGUUGGCCUGCCUGUUCGACAAGUGUCCCACGGGUGGCAUUAUGGAUGUGGCCGUGCCCAGUCGCUUUCCACCGCAACUGAACUCUCAGCUAUCGCCCUACCACACGGUGCUCCCGUUGGACGUAAAGUCCAGCUCUUCCAGCCAUUGGCAGCAGAUGAAGCAGAUGCGCAGCAAUUCCUGGUCGGAUUCCCUGGACUGGCUGGACGUCAAACAGUUCCAGGCCGAUGCCUAUUCCUGUUCCCUGAUCAGACGCACCAAAAUGCCUCUGUUCGAUCAGUUCAAGCGUGCCUAUGCCGAGAUUCUCUUUGGCUGGCAGCUCCUCUCCAAGCGGGCCCUCAUCCUCAAGCACACACAGAACACACCGCCUCCCAUUCAAGGCGUCGAGUUUGUCACCGAGUGUGGUACGUGCAGCAUGCCGAAGCGGACUUCAAAAUGUGCGUACUGCAUGCGGCCGGCGCUCUACUGUGUGCUCUGUCGUCUGCCUGUCAGGGGAGCAGCAAAUGCCUGUCUGGCCUGUGGCCAUGGCGGACACAUGGAUCACAUGAUGCAGUGGUUUGAGAAACACACUGUCUGUGCCACCUGUGGAUGCAGCUGUUUGGAGCGCACCUCCGAGCUGCUGGCACUGCUCAGCUGAUCUUGAAACUGACAACAAAGCUUUAAAAUUCCUAGCCCCAUAGAUUGGCGUUUUUUUUGCAGGCUCUAAGCGAAAAGAUGUUUUGUACUAUUUGAGAAAUAUAUAUAAUAUACCUAUCCCCAUAUGAGCAGGAUGAUUGUUGAUCCUAAAACGGAGCUGCUUGGAAGCUGACCAAAGUGUCGCCAUGAGACGUGAAGAUGCUCAAACAAUAAUUUGGCAUUAAAUUUUAUAAAAAAUUAAAAAUAUUUCACGUGUCUUUCA